AUGAUAGCUCAAGGCUUCUCAGGGCUCAUGCGACCCUUGCUCAGUGGACUGAGUGUAAGCAAAAUUCGCUUUAUUUAUCUCUGUGGGGUGUCUGAGCAGCAUCACCCACCAGCUAAGCAGGGGUCAGAAAGAGGCUUCAGCUCCACGCACAAGCUCCAGGAUGCCCCUGGGGAAUUGAGCUCUGCUGACCAGGUGACGGUGCAUUUUAUAAAUCGGGAUGGAGAGCGACUUACGGCCACAGCUAAAGAAGGGGAGAGUUUGCUGGAAGUGGUAGUCAAUCAAAACUUGGCCAUUGAUGGAUUUGGUGCAUGUGAAGGGACAUUAGCCUGUUCCACCUGUCACCUCAUCUUUGAGAAGGAUACCUUCCAAAAGCUGGAUGCCAUCUCAGAUGAAGAGCUGGACAUGCUGGACUUGGCGUAUGGACUCACUGAGACAUCUCGCCUUGGCUGCCAGGUGUGCAUUAAGAAGUCGAUGGAUGGUCUGACGGUGCGGGUGCCCAUGGAUGUAUCAGACAUCAGGAGGCAGCUGGAGGUUGGAAAGCAAAGCAAACAGUAA
Haliaeetus leucocephalus (bald eagle) is the source of this 555-nucleotide messenger RNA. RefSeq names its product adrenodoxin-like. Gene Ontology annotation, biological process: positive regulation of oxidoreductase activity; P450-containing electron transport chain. Bases 1 to 555 code for a protein of 184 amino acids. The transcript is spliced from 4 exons. Lineage: Eukaryota; Metazoa; Chordata; Aves; Accipitriformes; Accipitridae. Gene Ontology annotation, cellular component: mitochondrion. The record is from RefSeq and is a predicted model, not a curated record. Gene Ontology annotation, molecular function: 2 iron, 2 sulfur cluster binding.